AUGAAUUCCGAAGAAAUUGUCACCAUCUGCCACGUUUUCGACGCAAUAUUUGGGAAUGUUCUGUUAUCUGAGCCGAGAAAAGUGGAAAAUCUCGAAAAUAUUUAUGAAAUUAUCGAUGGAAAUGGAAAAGAAGAAGAACAGGCGAUUAAUCGACUCAAAAUCCAGCUGAAAAUUGACGAAGAAAUUGAACCUGUUGAAUUUUUCGAGAAACUUUGUGAGGUGAGCAUUUUUUAACAAUUUGAAUUUUUCAAAAAUAAACAUUUUCCAGCUUCUCCCAAAAUUCACAACCGAGCGAUUUCGUUUCCAAAUCAUAACCAAUUUAUCUUGCAAAAAUUGCUGCGAUAAAAAUUGCAAGACAAUUUUUAACCACAAAACUUUUCACCUAAUGUUUAGCACCGAGCUAAAAACUGGGAAAAAGAUCGAGGAUUCGAUUAUGGAAGAUUUGGAGAAGAGGAAAAAGAAGAUAUGUUUUGAAAAUGUGGAAGCAUUGCAGAAGAUCAAACAAUCUUCGCAUUUUUUAAUUUAUAAUUCGGGAAAGGAGCUGAUUUCAUUGGAUCGUUCGAUGAUUUUUGAUUUUGGCGGGGAACAAAUGGUAUUGAGAAGUGAGUUUGUGAACAAAUUAUUGAAUUUUGAAUAGAAAUAGUUGACUUUUUCCUCAAUUUUUCAUUAAAAAUUCGAAUUUUCAACUCAGAAAUUCCUCAUCCCCUAAUUUUCAUUUUCUCAGAAUGCGUCUUCAUAGAAAACGACGAAAUUCGAAUUGCGGAAGAGGAACAACUCGCUGAAAUCAAAGAUAAAGAAAUCCUAUUUUUGGCAUUUUCAAGAGAACAUCUUUUGCAAUUUUUGCUUGAUGAAUACAUGUCCAGAAUGGACUGA
Molecule: messenger RNA, 873 nt
Organism: Caenorhabditis angaria
Lineage: Eukaryota; Metazoa; Nematoda; Chromadorea; Rhabditida; Rhabditidae
Source: the annotation of a GenBank genome assembly